UGUUUCGGAUAAAAACCUUCUUCGUCAUUGACUAUUCAGUUUCCUUAUAAUUCGUAUUCCCUGUGGAUCAUUCCAUUUUCAUCCCACCUUUCUCUCCGCUCGAUUCAUACUAACUUUACAGAUUCUCUCACUCUUCAUCUCUCUUUAUUUUUGUAAUUUCAAUUUCUUUCGCUUUCCAAUCCCAUACCCCUUUUCCCUCAAUCUUCCUACACUACUUUCAUUUUUUAUUUUUUCCUGAGAUUUCGCUUUGAUUUUCUCCCCAAUUCCUUGGAUUUUGGAUUUUCUGAUCUGGGUUUUUGAUUUUUUCAUCUGGGUGUUGGAUUUUGUUUCUGGGAUUUUUGUGGGAUGAAGAUCGUUGAAUUGGAAGAUGCUGGAAAUGAUCGGGGAAAUGAAAAAAUCGGUAGUGGUCAGAUUGUGAAAGUCGAUGCCAAAAGAGCUUUGGUUGGUGCUGGGGCUCGAAUCUUGUUUUACCCUACCCUUUUGUAUAACGUGCUUCGGAACAAAAUGGAAGCUGAAUUCAGAUGGUGGGAUGAAGUUGAUCAGUUUCUUUUGCUAGGUGCAGUGCCCUUCCCCAAAGACGUGCCAAGAUUGAAGAAGCUUGGUGUCGGUGGUGUUAUCACUCUCAAUGAACCUUAUGAAACUCUAGUUCCAUCUUCCUUGUAUUACCGCCAUGGAAUCGAUCACUUAAAGAUCCCAACAAGAGAUUAUUGUUUUGCUCCUAAGUUUUCUGAUAUUAGCCGAGCUGUUGACUUUAUUCACAGAAAUGCAUCAUCUGGUAAAACGACAUACGUCCAUUGUAAAGCAGGACGAGGAAGGAGCACAACCAUUGUGCUUUGCUAUUUGGUCAAAUAUAAGCACAUGACCCCGUCUGCUGCACUGGACUACGUGCGUUCUAGAAGACCACGUGUGUUGCUCGCCCCCUCACAGUGGGAGGCUGUUCAAGAAUACAGCAACCGUGGACCUGUGACAAGUUCUAGCUCACCCUCAGGAGGAGAUGCAGUCCUCAUUACGAAAGAUGAUUUAGAAGGAUAUCACGGUACAUGCAUCGACAGUGCGGGUAGAGAACUUGCAGUAGUCCCUUGGAUGGGUAAGUCAAAGCCGAUGAUAGCAAGGUUGUCCUGCCUCUUUUCCUCUUUGAUAGUUCAUGGAAGUACUGGAUCUCUUAUUAAGCGUCUGCCUGUGCCGGAGGCUCGUGCUUGCUGAUGAUAACCAUAGCAACCCCCUCUUGUAUAGUUGUAUCAUGAAAGUAAGAAUCUACUCUUGUUUAGAGUGGAGACGAAUGGAAAAGGCUCGAAGAACGUCGUUCGUAUGGAGCUCGUAGAACACUAUAACAGUGAUUAGGUUGUACAUAACUGGUACAUCAAAAUUUUCCCUUCCCUUAAAUUAUCUCCUCAAGAAAGAAAAAAAAGAAAACCUUGUGGUUUGCGCUGAUGGAAAAUACUAAGCUUGUGUCAGCUAUGAAGUCGAAAUGGUAUCGACCUUUCUUGAACAAGAUCGGUUGUGUACAAACCUUGACCUGUCCUUCGGUUCUAUGGUUAGCAACAGCCAAAACCAAGCAGCCAUGUAAAUUUGAUCAUGAUAUCCAUUACCACUUAAAAGAUUUUGCCACAGGUUCAAAUA
Cucumis melo (muskmelon) is the source of this 1620-nucleotide messenger RNA. RefSeq names its product phosphatidylglycerophosphate phosphatase PTPMT2. Gene Ontology annotation, biological process: protein dephosphorylation. Lineage: Eukaryota; Viridiplantae; Streptophyta; Magnoliopsida; Cucurbitales; Cucurbitaceae. The transcript has 6 exons. Gene Ontology annotation, molecular function: phosphatidylinositol-4,5-bisphosphate 5-phosphatase activity; protein tyrosine/serine/threonine phosphatase activity. The record is from RefSeq and is a predicted model, not a curated record. The coding region runs from base 346 to 1203 and encodes 285 amino acids.